CGCUGGAUCGCCAUUACAGUCCCAGAUUUCGCUGAGCGAAGUUGUCUCGCGGCGGCGGAAUCGCGGCUCAGUACGCAAAACCUGCAUGCGGGAUUACCAUUUCCGGUCCCGUUAACGCAUCCGGUUCGAACCGUUGGGACAAGAGGCGGUGCUAACCGAUCCUCUCGGUGUAUGGUGUAAGAUACAGUGGCCUCGGAUGAAGUCCAACGCGCGAUCCGCUGUUGUUCGUUGUAUGUGGGGGUGAGUGUCGGCGUGAUGGGGCGGGGGCAGAGCUCGCCUAUGGAGCUCGGCUAGAGGCGUGCGCCCCUGCCCGGCUGCCCGGCCCCCCCUCUGCCGCCCUCACCACGGCCCACGCAUGGAGCCGGACCACCGGGACCACCGAUGCCACAGGCCCAGCGCCUUUGACAAAAUGGAGGGGUUGGUGAGAGAGAUGCAGGACACGGAGCACGGGGGCGUUCCAGUUCGAAGCCAAAAAUUAUUCCUUACAUCCAUUCCUGCCGCUUUCAUGGGGUACGACCUAAUUGAAUGGCUGAUGGAGCGUCUCGGGAUUGAAGAAUCCGAGGCUCUCAAUUUAGCCAAUCAGCUAUGUCAGUAUGGCUACUUUUUUCCCGUGAGCGAUUCGAAAAACCUAGUUGUGAAAGAUGAUAGUUCGUUGUAUAGAUUUCAAUCUCCAUAUUAUUGGCCUUGGCAAAACAGACCGCCGGAUAACAUCGAAUACGCGAUUUACUUAGCGAAAAGAACUUUAAGGAAUAAGCAGAGACAUGGUUUAGAGGAUUACGAGUUGGAAGCUUUGAGCAACUUGAGGAAAAACUUGGCGAACAAGUGGGAUUUUAUUACAAUGCAAGCAGAGGAACAGGUGAAACUAUCAAAAGUUCUGAAAAAAGGCGACAAAAUCAUCAGUGAUUCGCAAGAGAGAGCAUAUUGGCGGGUCCAUAGGCCACCGCCUGGGAUGGUCACUUCGCUGGAACAAUGCCCCGUCCCUACGCGCAGCUGGAACGGCUCCAGGACCCGAAAACGAACCAUAGAAGAUUGCAGACGAGAAGUUGAACUGUUGAAAAAUAGUCUGUCAAGGACUAGAGUUAAAGUAUCGCAGGCACUGGAAAGUAUGGUCCAGCAUGUUGAAACGUACGCGGAGUAUGACCCUCUCAUAACACCAACGCAACCUUCCAACCCUUGGGUCAGUGAGGACACCACGUACUGGCAGUUGAACAGUCCACUAGUUGAAGUUCCGACAGAAAAACGUGUGAGACGUUGGGCCUUAUCUAUGGAGGAGCUAGUUUCAGAUCCUACAGGUUUACAGGAAUUUACUAAUUAUUUAAGGAAGGAAUACAGUCAUGAAAACAUCAGAUUUUGGAUGGCCGUUAAUGAUUUAAGACGCUCUGCUCAAUCUCAAAUCCAAAGAAAAGUUAACGAAAUUUUUGAGGAAUUUUUGGCCCCUGGUGCUCCGUGUGAGAUAAACAUUGAUGGUAAAACUAUGGAAAAAGUCCACCAAGAAAUGAAAACACCCAGUAGGUUCACUUUUGAUGCCGCACAAGAACAUGUAUAUACAUUGUUGCUGAAAAAAGAUUGUUAUCCUAGAUUUAUUAGGUCCGAAUAUUACAAAAAUCUUUUGGCGACGGGAAUCCAACCUUCCCAGAAAAAGCGCUUUUUCGGUUUCGGCCAAACUAAGAAGAAAACUUCGACGAGUAGUGCGCCCAAUCAGCAACUGUUGCAACAGCAGUCUUCUCAGGGGGCUUCUGCGACAUGCGGCGCCCUGUCGAAACGCCGAGGAAGCGACCGCAGUCUCUCAGGAUCAGCCCACGAACUUGCCGUUUCCGGAGUUAAAGACUCCAAGGUGCCACACUCACAUUCGCAGAGUAAUCUGAGCGACAUCCCGUACAGGGGCGAUUUGGCGUGCCUUCCGAAAGCCAGUCCGGUGCCAGCAACAGUUACCAGUCCAGUGAAGAAACCAAGCAUUGCGAUCGUGGCCGGAGCUUCAACUUCGGAGGAGGUAUGUCCUUGGGAAAGCGGCGAACCCCGUUCUAGAAAAAACUCGACGCAACUUGACUCGGGAAGCUCCUCGUCGGAUAUAAGCGUGGCAGUGGCGGAAAUCUCCGAAAGAGUCCAGCGAGUUUGCACUUUGACUCAACAGCACACCGUCGACGGCAGCAGAAAACUCUCGACCUCCACCAUCGACCCUCCUCGGAGAGCAUCCGUUUCUGUGCCAAUCACUCACUCAACCACCGGAGACUCCUCCAAGCGGAAAGUGUCUUCGUUCGAGGACAACAGCUCCGCCGCUACUAGCACGUCGUCAUCGGUGUUUGUUAUUCCUAGUGACGCAGACAAUAAAUCUGAAGAAUGCACUAGUACUAAUAAAACUGUUGUUAAGAACCACGGUCUUGCAAAGGCUUGUUCAGUGACAGGAGCGAAUGCACCCAUUAUCAGUGUCAGUUCGGUGGCCGAUGAUUUACCGCCCGAUAACAAAGCUGGAGAUGAUGAAGUCGAACCGACCACUAGUCAGCAGGAACCUCUAGCACCACUCGCGGAACCGGAUAGUGAAUCACCAGCCAGCGAAGUUCCUCCUUCUGAACCCAUCACUGAAGUCGAGGCCGACACGGAAGCCAAGAGUAACGACGUUUGUCCGUGGGAAGACGAGGAAACGUGUAAGGUGGACACGCCCUUCGUCAAGACUUAUGCUACUCUGGGCUACCUUUAGCUGUCUUCGGGAGAGCUACCGCAACUGUCAAGAGAUCAAGUGACGUUUGCUCACAACUUUUAUUUGAUUUUUUUAAAUUGAUUCUAUUUAAAUUUUACCUAUCAAAAGUUUGAUAAUCAAAAAACGAAUUUAAUUACAUAUGUCAGGUUUAAUGGGGAAAAAUGAUUCCAAGAGACAGUUUCAAAGGCAGGACGUUAACUAAAAGAAGGAUUUAAAUUUUUCAAUCGGUUUAGGGCAUAACGGAAUGGUAACAAUGUCGGCAUUAGAAAUAGACUUUCUUGAGCCCUUGGUCAUUAUCUGAUGUUGACAUCUUCACGUUUCGCCGUCCCCUACUAAAGUCAGAAACUGCACAUGAUUCUUCUAUAACAGUACACUCUCAAUAUAAAUACUUGGCAUUGUCGUAUUAUAAUUAAUAUAACUGUAGGUGUUGAAAAAAUUAUAAAAAAUGGAUAAGGUUGAUUAACGGUGCAGUUAUCGACUUUCAAAUAUCCACAUAAAAAUUGAUGUUUGAACACUUUCGUAAGUAAUCGAGCACAAUAUUCUCUUAAUGUCGUAUCGUUGUAUUAGAUUAUAGAGCAUUUAAUUAUACGUAUAGUAGACUAGUGGUGUAUCAGUGUCUUCAGUGCAGUUUCUAACUUUCACAACACUUUUGGCCAAUUUUCCAAAAUUCUGAUCAAAACAAUUUUUUUGAGAUUGUGACUCGCGAAUGGGAAAUUUUCCUUUGGAAUUAUUUUUCUUCCGAAGAUUUUUUUGUUUGAGUUGCCGAAACUUCGGAAAAUUAAUGAUUGUGAGCAAACCGUUUCCAAGUUAACUUAAAUGUAUCCAGGCCAUUUUGAUGAAAAAUCUUGGCCUAUAUACGUAUUUGUUGUUUAAAUAAACGUAGGUUGACUGUUAUUGCUUGACACAAAAAAUGUUUAAAAAAAUCUCAUGGCCUCAUUAAUAUUGGAUAGAAAUACCAGUGGUGUAUAUAAAACCCUCUGCUUUAAGCUUAGGGUUUCAAUUAUGAAAUACUCAAUUAAAGUUAACAUUAUAUUUAAACAUGCAAUGUUACUUAUUGAAGCUAUUUUUAUGAUAAAUGUUUUCGUCUCUUUAGAAUAUUGUGGUAAGCGUCAAAAAUAUAUAUGCUGCCUGACAGUGAGAGAGUUAGUGAUGUAUAUAGUUUUAUAAUAAUAGCUAUUAUAACGUAUUAUUAAAAAUGUUACCACUUAAUGUCCUAAAAAUAUUUUAUUUCAUAGAAUUGUUGAUAGCCAAUGUUAUUAUAAAAUUAUUGUAGAUUAAUGAA
This is a messenger RNA of Tribolium madens (black flour beetle), 3977 nucleotides long. Its product is annotated as regulator of G-protein signaling 7. Lineage: Eukaryota; Metazoa; Arthropoda; Insecta; Coleoptera; Tenebrionidae. The record is from RefSeq and is a predicted model, not a curated record. The transcript has 14 exons. Bases 356 to 2695 code for a protein of 779 amino acids. Gene Ontology annotation, biological process: intracellular signal transduction; G protein-coupled receptor signaling pathway; regulation of G protein-coupled receptor signaling pathway.